This is a messenger RNA of Oncorhynchus keta (chum salmon), 3727 nucleotides long. RefSeq names its product Immunoglobulin superfamily member. The record is from RefSeq and is a predicted model, not a curated record. The transcript is spliced from 3 exons. NCBI's taxonomy places the organism in Eukaryota, Metazoa, Chordata, Actinopteri, Salmoniformes, Salmonidae. The coding region runs from base 850 to 1404 and encodes 184 amino acids.
AGACACAUUUCGGUUGGACCUUGCGUGCAAUUGACCAAUAAAGUCAUCAUCUUAAUGCAGUUCUUCCAUUCCGUUUCAGUAAAGCAGCUUGAUGUUAACCUUUCCUUUGAUAUCCCAUCAAAAUGUGAAGAUAAAUAAGGUAUUGCUUAUGCAAAUCAUUUCGAUUUGCAGCACAUACUGUGGAUCUGUUGUAAGUCCUUGUGAACAGGUUUGAUUUGGAUUUUGCCACUGUUAGAUUGGCUGUGACGUCUCUAGGCUGUCUAUUCUCAGAUUAUUUCGGUGUAAAUCCUUAGUGUCCAUGUUGUCUUUACUAGCAGAGUUGCAUGCCAAGUGAAGGUGAACUGUUGGAAGGGCAAUAUCUGUGUAGAGAGUGUGUGUGUAUGAGGGUAUGUUAGUGGGUGAGGGUGUUAGGUUCUAUGUGAGUGUGUUGGGUUGUCAGAGGGUCACCAGAGGGUGGCGGGCUGAUUUAGAGGCACUCCUCUUCAACAUAUCUGUCAGUGCUGCUGAGAACUGAGAGCAUUACGGGCCUCUUGUCUUUCUCCCGACCCCCGCUCAUCCUCGCUCACCUACUGGUCGCCACACUUGCAGGGGGGGUUCUCUCUCUUUUUAGUCUGCAAUGGUGCUACUCUGUCUAACCCCACUCAAGAUGCUGCCCAUACCAAAGGCCCUAUAACAGACACCGUGGCAGUGUCAGCACUAUCAGAGCCUGGCUCUGAGACAGAAAACACCUCACUGUCUACUGAUGUCCCUCCUGUUGUCCCGGUGGAGGAAGAGGGCCUUGUGGUGGAGGAGGGAGUUGUGGAGGAAGGGGGCCUUGUGGUGCAACAGCAGCCCGAGAAAUAGAAGGCAAUGUCGGGAGACGAUGUGGUCUUCUCCUGCUUGCCGUCUGGAUGUGACCCAGAGGGGAUGGGGGUGCAGUGGGUGGUCCAUGGGCACAAGGAGAGGCACACCAUACUGGAGGGCAACCAGACUGGACAGGCACACCAUACUGGAGGGCAACCAGACUGGAAAGGCACACCAUACUGGAGGGCAACCAGACUGGAAAGGCACACCAUACUGGAGGGCAACCAGACGUCUGACGAUGCGUUUGCAGGCCGGGCAUUCCUCUCCGGGAACCCCACUGCUGGGGACUCAUCCAUGAUGCUGAGGAACGUAUCGAGAGUGGACUGCGGCGUUUACCACCGUCUCCUCAUUCCCCAUAUAUGGCACCACUGUGGAUGGGAGUGGGACCAAGCUCAGCAUCCACGAGGACCUGGGACAGUACUGAAUGCUAGUGUGCUGCUUGAGGAUACAAACUCAGCAGUAAUGGUGGGCAUCAUUACGGCAGUAGUUGGUGUGGUGGAGGGGCUUUGCGCUGGGACAUUGACGCAGUUCAAAGAGAAGCUGCCAUGCCUGAAGAAGUGAGAAGGUGCUCUUGUCAGGUUAGAGUGUGAACAGUGGGUAUGUAUCCAUGUGAGGGGAGUAAACCCCCCAAAAUAACGCGUCAGGUAGAAUGAGAUAAUAUACUGUAUGAUAUUUAGCAGACACUUUUGUCCAAAGCAACAAACAGUCAUAUAUGUUUUACUUAUGGGUGGCCCCAGCAGGAAUCGGACCCCCGGCCCUAGGCAUUGCUAGCACCGUGUGCUACUGGCAGCAUACCACCCUGCAUACCACUGCUGGCUUUCUUCUGAAGCUAAGCAGGGUUGGUCCUGGUCAGUCCCUGGAUGGGAGACCAGAUGCUGCUGGAAGUGGUGUUGGAGGGCCAGUAGGAGGCACUUUCCUCUGGUCUAAAAAAAUAAAUAUCCCAAUGCCCCGGGGCAGUGAUUGGGGACACUACCCUGUGUGGGGUGCCAGCUUUCGGCUGGGACGUUAAACGGGUGUCCUGACUCUCUGAGGUCAUUAAAGAUCCUCUGGCACUUAUCGUAAGAGUAGGGGUGUUAACCCCGGUGUCCUGGCUAAAUUCCCAAUCUGGCCCUCAAACCAUCACGGUCACCUAAUAAUCCCCAGUUUACAAUUGGCUCAUUCAUCCCCCUCCUCUCCCCUGUAACUAUUCCCCAGGUUGUUGCUGUAAAUAAGAAAGUGUUCUCAGUCAAUUUACCUGGUAAAAAAAUAAAUAAAAUAAACUGACUAAACCACAGAGAUAGCGCUACCACUGGGACAGUUUGUUCAUUUGGCAGCUUAGAUGGAGAGGAACUGUAAUUUAUACACAGUGUCAGACUAAUAUUGGCACACAGAACCAAAUCUCUAUGCUACUCAGUCUGUCACGAGAAAGACUAUUGCCAGAUAGACUCCAGGACCAUGGACAUGAACAGGCAACAGAAAUAAAGAGAGAGUGAUUGGGAAUUAUGUUUGAUUCAUUGGUUUAAUCUGUCCUGUGCACUUCUCUUCACAUGUGGAGACAAAGAUAAAAUCGCUCAUUGUUAUGGAUGUGUCCAAAUAAAUGACACUAGAAAACAGUUUAUGCAAAUGCCGCUACUUUGCUAUUAUUCUGGCUGCACUUUUUGACGUGAUUAAGUUAGCCAUAGUUGGCUAGCUAGCAAGUAAGGGUUAAGAACGUUGCAAGCAAUAUGGCAAUGAAACAUUUAGAACGAACGACUGGGUCGCGUCUGUAGAUACAGAACAAAAAGACUGAACGACUGGGUCGAGUCUCUUGCAACCAAACCAAUAGAACCCUAGAUUUGUGACGGGACUAUAUAUUGUGGAAGGAUAAAAUAGUAUGAAUAAAUUCAUAAAAAAUAAUGCUUUUACUUAAAAUAUGUCAAUCAUUAUUUGAACAUGUUGGUAACCCGUUGUAUAAAAGUGAUAAUCCUCUCGAAACUGGUGUUUGGAGAAUAUAUUGGCACAGUUUUGCCGGACCUUGACUUCGUCUCGGGCCUAACAACACCCGUGCCAAUAUAACCUCCAAACACCGGUUUCUCGGGCAUUAUCACUUAAAUUGGAACCAACAUCUAAAACCAAGUCAGUGGGUGGAUGGUCUCUAGGUAUGAGCAUCAAACCCAAUAUAACUAAUAGGACCCCGUGUCUUGAAUUUGGUGAAACAGUUCCCCUUUAUUUCCUGGUUUGUUCAUGUAUCAAAAUAUAAUUAACCUUCUCAGUGGUACAAGACAGAUUUACUAACUUGCUACGGUUUCUGCCUGACUGCUUCUGGGCAUAUUUCUUCCAAUCAAAAGUAAAACCUCAUCUUUCAGUGACCAACUCCAUAUCAGGACAAUUAUUUAUGUUGUCCUGGGUGUUCCUUUUCAAAACAACACUUUAAACUGUGGGAAAUUGAUGCCUACUAGAAUUACAUUGCACGUUUGUUUAGGAUUUAUAUGAACCGAUUGAUACAAUUUCGAAUAUACUUAUUCUUGUUUUACACCUAUUUAAAAUGAUUUACGUAUUUUGGCUUCGCUGUAAUGAAACGAUGCAUUCUUUCAAUACAGGAUUAUUUUUGGGGGAAACAGCUGCUAUGAUUGACUGCCCUCUAGUGGUUCAAAUGGCUGCACUAGAAACAGUAACAGUAUGAAUAAGGAGCUUUUUAUGCGCAUAACUUCUUUCCAUUUUGGAUUCAUGCAAGAAAUGUUAACGAAAGAAUAAAAACACAAGUACAUGAGAAAGAUAAAUAUGGUUUGGGAAAUGAUUGUCCAUGGUGACAUCAAGGUUGCUAGCUGUAAUUAGAUCUUAGAAGCAUGUUACCAAUACAUUUAAGUCAAUAUUAUUUCACUCAUUUCACACAUCUCCAUCCAGAAUAAAACACCAGGCAUAUUGU